ACGCCCGCUACAUUCCAACACACUUGUGUUCUACUUCAGCAGCAUUGCUCACUGGCAUGUUACAACCUCUCGACUCUAACCAUGCAAAGCCCAUUUCCCCUUCCACGCUCUGCAGCUUCCGGCCUCUAGAGAUUCUAUUUAGGACAGGUUCUCUUGGUGUAACCCUUAAGCACUGGAAUCUGAGUUGGAAAACAGGUUCCUGACCUCCAUAUAUGGCAUGGAAGUGAUUAUUUUCAACCCAACAAACAGCAGAAGGUGGUUUAUUAGACAUUGGAAAGCAUAGAAGAAACUUUAAAUAGUGUGACUAACCGAAGGUCCAUUGCCAUGGGAAAACAUCAGGAGAGAACAAUCAUGAGCAAGAAGCCAGUUAAAGCAUCAGCAGUUGUGUUGUCACAUGUAGAUGAGAAGGAUCAGUCCAAUUCAGUUACACCUUCUGCAGACUCUGAAGUUAAAUCCAAAUGCAUCGGUUGCUUGGGAAACAAUGGUUGUCGGACUGUUCAUGCAAGAACGAAACUCAUGAAUAUUCUGAUUGAGAAGGGGAAGCCUCAAGAAGCUCAUUCUAUUUUCAACAGCUUAACUGAAGAAGGACACAAGCCAACUCUUGUGACCUACACAACUCUUGUAGCUGCAUUAACCCGCCAGAAACAUUACAAGGCCAUUAUUUCACUUAUCUCCAAAGUGGAAGAGAGUGGUAUGAAGCCUGAUUCAAUUCUCUUCAAUGCUAUGAUCAAUGCCUUUUCUGAAUCUGGAAAUGUCAAAGAAGCCAUGAAAAUCUUUCAGAAAAUGAAGAAGAGUGGAUGUAAGCCCACAACCAGUACUUUUAAUACUCUUAUUAAAGGAUAUGGAAAUAUUGGUAAGGCUGAAGAAUCUUCAAAAUUACUGGAGACAAUGCUGCAGGAUGAAAAUGUGCAACCAAAUGAUAGGACAUAUAAUAUUCUAAUCAGAGCCUGGUGCAACAAAAAGAACAUACAAGAAGCAUGGAAUGUGGUGUACAGAAUGGUGGCAUCUGGUAUGCAUCCUGAUGUUGUCACUUAUAAUACAAUAGCAAGAGCCUAUGCUCAGACUGGGGAGACUUACAGGGCUGAACAGAUGGUUUUUGAGAUGCAAAACAACAAAGUGGCUCCUAAUGAGCGUACUUGUGGUAUCAUUGUGACUGGAUAUUCUAAAGAAGGUAAUAUGACAGAAGCUUUGAGGUUUGUGUACAGGAUGAAGGAGCUAGGAGUGCAGCCGAACCUUGUUGUUUUCAACUCUCUGAUAAAAGGGUUUCUAGAUGUUACAGAUACCGAUGGUGUUGAUGAGGCACUGACGCUGAUGGAAGAAUUUGGGGUCAAACCAGAUGUUAUAACAUUUAGCACAAUCAUGAAUGCAUGGAGCUCUGCAGGGCUGAUGGAGAAAUGCCAGGAGAUCUUUGAUGACAUGGUGCAGGCUGGUAUAGAACCUGACGCCCAUGCAUUUAGCAUACUGGCGAAAGGCUAUGUUCGUGCUGGAGAGCCAGGAGAGGCUGAAUCACUCCUCGAUUUGAUGAGUAAAUUUGGUGUGCAUCCAAAUGUUGUAAUCUUCACAACCAUCAUCAGUGGGUGGUGCACUGCUGGAAAAAUGGACCAUGCAGCCAGAGUUUAUGAGAAAAUGUGUGAAAUCGGUGUUUCCCCGAAUUUGACUACUUAUGAGACUUUGAUAUGGGGAUAUGGGGAAGCAAAACAGCCAAGGAAAGCUGAAGAACUCUUGCAGAUUAUGGACGAGAAGGGUAUCACUCCUGACAGGAACACCAUGCAGCUUGUUGCAGAUGCUUGGCGUGCCAUUGGUUUAUUAAGUGAAGCAAGAAGAAUUGUGAAAAAUAUAGAUCGAGGCGUUGCAUCAAAUAAUAUAGAUGAGAUACCAGCAGAGAGUUUGGAGAAGAUUUAUAAGAGACAAAACCUUAGUGCUUGUUAUUCGAAUGUUUUGCAGGUACCUGGAGUAACUACGAGUGACCAAAAUGGAUCAUCUACUGCUAAAACUAGAAGCCAAAUGGUGUUGAAGAAAUACGAUUCUUCCUCUAUGUAUCUCGCUCAUGCAAGUGUUCUAGGGGUGCAACCAGGGAUUAUAUGCCGGAAGCAGUUAAUAAGAAGGGAUAACAUGCACGUGCAGUUUGUAAAUUCAUGUAAAUCGGUGUUCAUAAACUGAUGAGAAUUUGUGGAUCACUGUCCAGAGAGUAGCUUGAUUUUUUCGGCACCAAGGAGUUUGGAGAUGCUGAUGACUUAAAGCUGUAGAUAUUGAAGCUGUUCUUCAACACAUACCUUCAUAUUUAUUGGACCAUUGAUUAUACGAUCAUUUUGUGCAAGUAAUUAAAUGGCUGCCUACACUGAUGAUAUACUCAUUGUUAGUAUCAGGCAGGCCAGAAAAGGGCUACUCCCAAUUUGUUUGCGAAAGUAACAAUAUGUUUUUCGAUCCUAUAUUAUACUAUGAAUAUUUUCUUGGUUUAAAUGAAAUUUCCUGAGCUAAUAAUUAA
This is a messenger RNA of Theobroma cacao (cacao), 2485 nucleotides long. RefSeq lists its product as uncharacterized. The record is from RefSeq and is a predicted model, not a curated record. Lineage: Eukaryota; Viridiplantae; Streptophyta; Magnoliopsida; Malvales; Malvaceae. Gene Ontology annotation, molecular function: protein binding.